UCCGAGAAAAACAAAGCGCCUUUUACAGAAUUAAAUGUCAGCAUUUUUUGGUCAUUUAUUAGUGUCUCCACCUGUAUUUCACUGCAAUUUUAGAGUUUAUUACAAUUUCAUAAUAUAAUGCAGUUGUAGUUGUAUAUAAUAUGCCAGUUCAAUCUUUUGAACCUUCAGAAUUCACAUACAGACUUUGAUCAAGUAGAAUCCUGGCCAUAAUUUCAUAAUCAUAAUAUGUAAAUGGAACGGAUUUUAACUGCUAUUACAUCUUCCUCGAUAGCUAUGUGGUAGAUCGUCCAAAGGACCGUAAGAAUAAGUUCUUUAGUGUGGUUUAGAACCAACUGUUUCAGCUCGGCUGGGUAGAGCUCCGUGGUAGUGUUCACGUGGUUGUUGGUUCGAGCCCAACCACAGGCACGCUUUUCCUCGUUGGUAAACUUAAAUGGUGGCAGGCAAGCCAACAGCAGCCUGGAAAAUGUUCAUUGGAGAAGGCAUGUAAAAUGUGCCUCUCGUUUAGCUGGUAAUGUUCUGAUUGCAGCGUUCGACACUAACGGGGUCCCAGGAUCCCGAGGACACCAAUUUUUCGGGAGGGACACCUGAACCUCGAAGUCCGACUGAUGACAUCAAACAUGAACAUGCAGUUGGUGUCUGCUGGUGAUGACAUCAAAAUCUGGGACUGCAAUGACUUUAUCCUGGAACACCAGUUCAACCCACAUGAUGAGAAUGUUACCAGUGUGUGCUGGGCUGCAGACAACAGCUUCCUUGCAAGUGGAUCUGUUCACUCGGAUAAUGUGGUGAUAACGGAUGUAAAGACAUGGGAGAAAUCCUUCCUGAAAUGUGAUGCUGGCUGUAUGUGCCUGGACGUGAAUGACACCUCACGCUACAUGCUCACAGGGGGAUCCAACGGUAUCAUCUCGGUUUGGGACUCAAAAACAAGGAAGAUCAGAAAAACAUACAAGGAUCACAAGGGCCCUGUUACAUGCGCACGUUUCAACCAGGGAACAACCUCAAUAGCGUCCGGGUCUGAGACGGGAGAGAUUAUCCUGUACAACGUAGUAACAGGCCAGGGAUGUCGGCCCCUCCUGUCCCCUAAUGUGCAGUCAAUCAGACAGGUACAGUUCGGUCGCAAGAAGUCCCAGCUGGGCUCUGUCUCUGAUGACGGUGCUGUCUGCCUUUGGGACUGUAACCGUCGGCAACUGCUUCACACAUUUGACUGUCACCGGGCUCCCGCCACAGGACUCAGCUUCUCCCCGAUCAACGACAUUUUCCUGGUCUCUGUGGGCCUCGACAAACGUAUUGCCUGCCAUGAUGUCCAGACUAAGAAGGUUGUGAAGGUGAUCAACACCGACAGCCCCUUGACCUCUAUAGACACCAUGAGUAACGGUAUAACCAUUGCCGUGGGUACAACAAGGGGUCAAAUCCUCAACUAUGACCUCCGUAUGGCCUCUGUACCAGUAAAUUUCCUAGAUGCUCACAAGUCUUCAGUCCAGGGCCUCCGGUUUCAGACGGAAGCUAAGUCUGAGUCAGGAAGUGGCAAACCAACCAGUGCAGCCAACAAACAGCUGAAACAUCGACAACUUCCAUCCUCUCCACGAAAUGUUGGUGUAGCCCUGUCUGAAUUGCGGACACCACGCUCUGAUGUGGACAUUGAUGUCUUCUCACCACUCAGGGAAGGUUUCCAGGACAGCGGAGGUGAGGAUUCCGAGUCUCGGGGCAGCAGUGAGGGGUUGGUCAGUAGCUCUGGGGCCCUCAGGCAGACAUCUGGGGACAUGUAUGCAGGUGGAGUGUUUUCCCCUCUCCAUGACCCUGUAGGUGGCAGAGACUCCAGUGGUGCAGGGUUGUCCCCAUUGGCCUACCCGGGUUAUGGCUCUCCGGCAACCCAGAUCAGGAAAAGUCCUGUCCUUACAUCAAUUGAGAACAGAAUCAACACACAAGUAUCAGCCCCUCAGAUAAACAUUUUCGGUGCCACACCUCAGACCACCAAAUACCACAUCACAGACCCGCUCCCUCACACUAGUCUGACCAAUGGGGAUACAGUGUUUGAUCACACCAGCAAAGCAACAAAUGCAAGAAAUGUCAACUUUUCAGCACACAAUAAUGAAAGACAACAUUCCCACCAAAAACAAGUAGCAUUUGAUAAUGAGCUCCGUACCUACCCAGUCUCAGACAGCGAUGGCAGUCCACAGUUUUCUAAUAGUCACAGAAGCCCGGAUUUAUCCAGACUCUCUGAAAACCAUCAAGUAGGAAUCAGUGCUUCACCUUCAUUACCCACUGUGCACUUUGGUGACUCUUCAGGAAACUCUCAAGAAGGUGCAAAUGGUGCUGAAAAACACUACCCUACUACACCAGAAGGUGUUAGUGCUCAGUCUGAAGGUUCCAACAAAAGUGACACCUACACAGAUCAUAAACAGAAAUCCUUGAGUACAAACUUGAGUGAGGCAAGAAUUGCGCAGAUUGUACGCAGUGUUGUUCAGGAGGAACUUAAUUCAUUUAAGGGAGAGAUGAGGGGUGUGUUCAGGGACGAGCUGGAAGAAACAGUGGAUCAACUUCACAGAGACAUUGUCAACCUCCAGUCUGCAAUGUUGGUGGAGUUCUUCAAGUUACAGAGUGAGAUAGUUCAUCUAUUGGAGCAGUACUCACUGAAUCCAGAACUUUUGGAGGAAAUUAGCAGACUUCAAGACGAAAACAAACGAUUCCGAAAAAUAUACUGAACAGACUGGAAUUUCUUGAGUCCUGAAGGAUAAAAAAAUAUUCAAUUGAAGCAUUUAAACGCAUAUUAAAGUAAAUCCUUUAAAAGCCAGUAUGCAUUUAUUUUGUUAAAUUGUUAGUUCUUUCCCUAUAUUUACAGGUUUUGGGCCUUUUCAGGAAUAAUGACCCAUACCUGUCUGAUUUGGAAUGUUUGUGUGCACGUAUUAGAUAUUAAGAAAGAUACCAAUUAAUCAAUAUGAUCACUUCAUCUUUAGAUGAUAAGAAAAAAGUAUCAUCUUGGUCCAAAAAGGACUUUUUUUUAAAAAUUGGCUGAAAAGUAGUUUUAGUAUGAUAUUGGACCAAAUCUCCUUUUUGCUCAUUUACUUCUUUGUAUUUACACGGAGGAUGGUUAGGCAUGUAGGUGGUAUGAUUCUGAACAUUGUGUACAUUAGUUCCUUUCUCAUUACUACAUUUGUAGUUAUUAUGCAAUAGUGGCUUAAGAAGAUUUAAGUUGCAAUAUUUUCCAAUAGUUCAUUUUAUGUGAUGAAGGAUGAUUUUAUGUUGUACAGUGCCCACCAGGCCAAAAGAAAUAAUAUUUAAGUGGUAUUGACUAGUGAGCCAUUAAAUAUAUAUAAAUGAUCUGUCUAGAGUCGACAUAUGAAUUCAUGUUUUAUUUGAUGACAAGUGUCAGAUUCUUUUCAUCUCAUUCUUUUUCCCAGGAAAAAAUACAAAAAUAAAAACAUACUGUUAGCCUUUCACCUGCGCUAAUGAUGAGUCUCAAGAAACUGACACAGCAAUGCCAUUUCCCGUGCCACAUGCAUUGCAGAAUUGUAGUAUGCAGAAUAAUUUGAAACAAAAUAUAUAUCUGAUCCUUAUAAUUCUGUUAUAGAAGAAUAAAAGAACUGAGAUGAUAUCCAGUAAGAAUCACAGCAAAAGCACUCUAUUGAAAUUUGCCAUGCAUUCAGUAAACAUGUUUGCAGCAAACGUAAUCUGUUUGGUUCCCCGCUUGCAGUGUAUGCGCUGAGUUGCAACAGGGAUACAAAUCAAAACAGUUUGUUUACUUUAAAUGGAGAUAGUGUACUUUAUUAAAAUAAAUCCUUAUCAUAAAUAAAAGUAUAACUUGCUGGAAUAUUUUUAAUUAAGAAAUUAUUUUAUCCAAUUAAAUUGCUUAGUAACAGAGUGGUUUUGUUAUAUUACACAUGCGUAAUACAGAAAAACUGUGUGAUAGUUAUAUUUAACCGGAAACAUGGUAUUGCAUAUUAUAUUAGAAGUCAUUUUCAAUAAUAUAUGUUAACUAAUUACUUCAGUAGUAAUGAUUCCUCACUAGCUAUAUGAUGAUUUGUAUUUUAUAAUUGCUUAUUUUUUUGUAUUCUUGAACAUUUUCAGUAAGGGUAUUCUACUGACAAACUCAAUUUGAAAAUGAAGUAAAAAUCAUUGUUACAGUCAUCACAAGUUGUUUAUUAUUAAAGGCCAGUUUAAGUUUUAUCAUACAUGUACAGUAAUAAAUGUAUAUUUGUCAAAUCAUAAUCAACUCUACACUGUCUAUUGCAAGAAAUUUGUAAAGCAGUAUUACACUUGUGUAACUGUACAUAGAAGCAAUUCAUUGGCAAUGAUGUUAGUAAACCUACCAGUAUUUAUGGUGGUCAUUGUAAUCAUGGUAACUUGAAAGUCACUUGUUCCUUCAGAGGUUUAGAUAAACUAGCCAUUAUGUUGUUCUUGUUGAAAAAUGAUUUGGUGCUGUGAUAUUCUUCACUACUUUUCCCACCGCGAUUUUGCGCUUACAACAGCAAUAGUCUUUGUUUAAAUAUGUGUAUUAAGAUAUAGUUGUACUUAAAGUGCCGAUUGUGUAUAAGACUUUCAUUCAGUUAUGGAAGUCUUAUAAAAGCUCAUAAAUUAUAAACACAUCAUAUGAUGUGCUACCAAAAAUGUUGAUAUUUGAUGGAGAAAAAGUAUGUUAAAGAGAAAGAUAUUUUAUAGUUCAAUUAUUAAAAAUGUGUAAUAAAUUACUUGUAGCAUUAUUUAAUAACUAUCUCGAAUCUCGUUAGAAGAAACUCACUUAUAGAUUGCUUGGCACACGGAUGGUAAUAGCAUUUAUAGUUGUUUAUAUUUUAUUAAAAAAUAUAAAACCAAG
Molecule: messenger RNA, 4807 nt
Organism: Mya arenaria
Lineage: Eukaryota; Metazoa; Mollusca; Bivalvia; Myida; Myidae
Product: protein NEDD1-like
Exons: 13
Coding region: 606-2699 (697 amino acids)
Biological process (GO): mitotic cell cycle; microtubule nucleation
Cellular component (GO): spindle pole; centriole; pericentriolar material
Molecular function (GO): gamma-tubulin binding
Source: RefSeq, a predicted model, not a curated record